GCCCGUUGCUCAGCCCGGCCCAUCCUCUCGACCCCGGUCCCCCUCCCUCCUCCUUCCCUCCUCUCCCGACCUCGCCCGCCGACCAUGAGCGACAAGUUGACCCGUAUCGCGCUCGUCAACCCCGACCGGUGCAAGCCCAAAAAGUGCCGCCAGGAGUGCAAGAAGUCGUGCCCGGUCGUCCGCAUGGGCAAGCUGUGUAUCGAGGUCACGUCGGCGAGCAAGAUUGCGUUCAUCUCGGAGGAGCUCUGCAUCGGUUGCGGCAUCUGCCCCAAGAAGUGCCCGUUCGAGGCCAUCAAUAUCAUCAACUUGCCGACCAACCUCGAGUCGCAGGUGACGCACCGCUACUCGGCCAACUCGUUCAAGCUGCAUCGGCUCCCGACCCCGCGCCCGGGCCAGGUCCUCGGCCUCGUCGGCACCAACGGUAUCGGCAAGUCGACGGCGCUCAAGAUCCUCGCGGGCAAGAUGAAGCCCAACCUCGGCAAGUUUGACGCGCCGCCCGACUGGCAGGAGAUCCUGCGCCACUUCCGCGGCUCCGAGCUCCAGAACUACUUUACCAAGGUCCUCGAGGACAACCUCAAGCCGCUCAUCAAGCCCCAGUACGUCGACCACAUCCCGCGCGCCAUCAAGGGCAAGCAGACGGUCCGCCAGAUGCUCGACACCAAGAAGGAGCUCGACAACUACGACGAGGUCAUCGACGCCCUCGACCUCGACGUCGUCAUGGAGCGCGACAUCUCGCAGCUCUCGGGAGGAGAGCUGCAGCGCUUCGCGAUCGGCAUGUCGUGCAUCCAGAACGCCGACAUCUACAUGUUCGACGAGCCGUCGUCGUACCUCGACGUCAAGCAGCGCCUCAACGCGGCGCGCAUCAUCCGGUCGCUCUUGCGCCCGACCAACUAUGUCAUCGCCGUCGAGCACGACCUGUCGGUGGCCGACUACCUGUCCGACUUUAUCUGCUGCCUGUACGGCAUGCCGUCCAUGUACGGCGUCGUCACGAUGCCCUUCUCGGUGCGGGAAGGCAUCAACAUCUUCCUCGACGGCAAGGUCCCGACCGAGAACCUGCGCUUCCGCGAGGAGUCGCUCACGUUCAAGAUUGCCGAGGCGACCGACGACGUCCUCGCCGAGAAGACGCGCCGGUACAACUACCCGGCCAUGACCAAGACCCAGGGCAACUUCAAGCUCAACCUCGACGCGGGCUCGUUCACCGACUCGGAGAUCAUUGUCCUCCUCGGCGAGAACGGCACGGGCAAGACGACGUUUGUCAAGCUCCUCGCCGGCAAGGACCUGCCCGACAACAAGGAGGACGCGCUCCACUUUACCGUGUCGCUCAAGCCCCAGACGAUCGCGCCCAAGUUCCCCGGCACCGUGCGCGAGCUCCUCCUCAAGCAGAUCCGCGCCGCCUUCAUGCACCCGCAGUUCAACACGGACGUCAUCAAGCCCAUGAACCUCGAGAACAUCAUCGACCAGUACGUGACGACCCUGUCCGGCGGUGAGCUGCAGCGCGUCGCCAUCGUCCUCGCCCUCGGCAAGCCCGCCGACAUCUACCUCAUCGACGAGCCGUCGGCGUACCUCGACUCGGAGCAGCGUAUCAUCGCCGCCCGCGUCAUCAAGCGCUACAUCCUUCACUCGAAGAAGACGGCGUUCGUCGUCGAGCACGACAUCGUCAUGGCGACCUACCUCGCCGACCGCGUCGUCGUCUACUCGGGCACGCCCUCGGUCGAGUCGUUCGCGACCGCACCCGAGAGCCUCCUGACCGGCAUGAACAAGUUCCUCAAGAGCCUCGAGAUCACGUUCCGCCGCGACCCGACCAACUUCCGCCCUCGCAUCAACAAGGCCGGCUCGAUCCUCGACACGGAGCAGAAGUCGGCGGGCAAGUACUUCUUCACCGACUCGCAGAUCUAAGCGCGCGUCGACGAGGGCGAGCCGCAGGACGAGGAGCCGCUCGAGGUCGAGCUGGUUGUGGCGGGCGUGAGCGUGGACGGCGGCAGCUUCUCGGUCGAGCUGCCGAGCGUCGGCUGAGGUGGGGAAGGAGGGAGCGGCGCGCACUGUACGAUACCCCCACCCUCAUCCCUCUUUCUUCCUUUCUUCCUCCCUCGCCGUCUCUCUAGCGGCUCCCUCACUCCCUCUCCACCUUGUCAUAGACCUCCUUGCCACCCCUUGCAGCCGUAAUUGUACUCUCCUCUUGUGCACCAGCA
Molecule: messenger RNA, 2189 nt
Organism: Rhodotorula graminis WP1
Lineage: Eukaryota; Fungi; Basidiomycota; Microbotryomycetes; Sporidiobolales; Sporidiobolaceae
Exons: 9
Coding region: 85-1896 (603 amino acids)
Biological process (GO): translational initiation; ribosomal subunit export from nucleus; translational termination
Molecular function (GO): ATP hydrolysis activity; ribosomal small subunit binding; ATP binding
Source: RefSeq, a predicted model, not a curated record